AGAAUUUGGGGGCAGAGUUUCUUUAGUACUCAUAGUGAUUGAUUCCGUAUUUAGGGGAAUAAAGUGUGAUUUCAAGCGAAUAUUAAACAAACCAUUUCGAGUCAGAGUCUCUCUACCAAAGUGGGUCUUACCAAAACAAACGCACAAGUUACCAAAAUUAGAUACAUUUAAUCAACACUUCUGUACCUCAUUUGUUCACGCAGAACUUUUCAGAACCAUAGAAGAGUAUGACUAAAGUGCAGGCUCAGUUUCUGGUGGUGUAUCUGAACAAUGAGAACUGUGAGGAGAGCAAGAAGCUCAUGCAGACACUCAUGAAAGACUCCUUCCCCAACACAGUCAAGAGCUGCAAGUGGAGGUCCAGCACAGCCCCAAGGUCCCACUUCCAGUUCGAAAUCACCCAGGAGGGAAAAACAUUUGAGAUGGAUCUUUUCUGCUUGAAUGGAUCUGAGGAAUCCCUGAAAGGAAGUGACUUCCUGACAGACGACGGAACCCACAGGUCACUCAACAUGGAGUUAGUAAAGGGAUUUGUGGUGGUGGGUAGUCUAGAUGACCAGAAGGAGAGAAAGUACAAGGAGAUCAGAGAAGAGGCCAAAAAGAGAAUCCCUCUCUUUCGACAAGACAAAGGUCUGGGUGCAAAAGACACUAACUUCAUAGUGGGAAUCCAGAACAACGUGGAGGGACUGGACAAGGACAAGAUAGUGAAAAAGGUGAAGGACCACAAGGAGUGGGACAGCAGCAAGACUGUGUGUGCAUCCAACAACAAGGAACUACUCGAGGGACUAGUCAAGGCCAUACAAUGAAGAAGGCCAUACUAUAGUGAAGGCCAUACAACAGAAAAGGGACAUGAGUCGACAAAUCAUGAAACUAUGAGAUCAAAUAAGGAUCGAAAAAUGUUCGAAUCCAUCAUUUUAAUGUCCUCAUGCAAUUAAAGAUUGGCCGAUUAAAUCAAAUUUGAAUACUCUAAUUUAAUUUGUAUUGUCGGAAAUAAUUUAUCAUCUAUUAAUUAACAAAGAUAUUGAUGUAAUAAAUAAUCAAAACAUUUUUAUAUAAUUUCAA
Molecule: messenger RNA, 1056 nt
Organism: Symsagittifera roscoffensis
Lineage: Eukaryota; Metazoa; Xenacoelomorpha; Acoela; Convolutidae
Exons: 5
Coding region: 228-800 (190 amino acids)
Source: RefSeq, a predicted model, not a curated record